Molecule: messenger RNA, 2457 nt
Organism: Trichophyton verrucosum HKI 0517
Lineage: Eukaryota; Fungi; Ascomycota; Eurotiomycetes; Onygenales; Arthrodermataceae
Exons: 2
Biological process (GO): regulation of DNA-templated transcription
Molecular function (GO): zinc ion binding; DNA-binding transcription factor activity, RNA polymerase II-specific
Source: RefSeq, a predicted model, not a curated record
AUGGCGGACGUCGAGCUGACUGCGGACGGCCUCGUUGGCCUCGACUACAGUCCCAGAGCUUACCUCUCGCAUUCCUGGCCAGACGAGACGACAACAACUACUACUACGACGACAUCAGCAGCGGCAACGACAGGGACCAGUGCAACGGCGACAACGGCCUUCGAUGCUGCUGCUGACCCGGGGCUCAUGACGGAGUGGCACUUCCAACGUCUCCAGCCUCACCUCCAGUUCCACCACCAGCAUCAACAUCAACAUCAACAUCAACAUCAGCAGCAUCACCAGAGUCCACCAGACUACUCUUCUUAUACCACGAUGCCGCUGCAGUCGCCCAUAGGACUGCCCAUGCUGCCAGUCACAGACACAGAGGUCCAUCACCACCAUCAUUUAGACACCACUACCACUACCAGCAUGAUGGAUGGCUCUUAUAUCCCCUUAUCCACCCCCGUCGACAUGGUCCCCUUCACCUGGCAUGAUUUCCACGCUGAACUCGGUGCUUUCCCCCUCGACGGCACUGCUGCUGCUGCUGCUGCUGCUGCUGUCACUACUGCGGCGACCAUGAGUGGGACUUACCAGGCAGAGACCGGAAGCUCCCCCGUCGACAGCUACCUCGAGGUCCGCUCUCUCACCAGCGCCAGCAGCGACAACGGAUGGUCAGCCAUAGACAGAGCUCACUCCAUAGACUCUUCUUCCUUCCAUGACCAUCAUAGUCACCAACAGCAGCAGCACCAUCCCAUCUUCAUCAACCCCAGCCAGACCCUGCACAACCGCAGCCUGUCAGAGUCCUCCUUCUCAGACCACCACUCCCUCCACUCCCGCAACUCCUUUGGCUCCUUUGUCGAUGUCUCCCUCUCGCCACACAUGCACUCCCCGGGCUCGGAGUCGGCGCUAGACUUCGACUACGGCCUCCCUUUACCCCGUCGUGUAUCAUGCGAUCUCGUCUCCCAUGGCUCCAUCUCCCCGACUGCUGUCAGUCCCAUCGCCAUGGUCAGACCCAUGCCCGUCAUCACCACAAAGAAGCAGAACGCUUCCUCUUCUUCGCCUUCACGGUCGCCCAAGGCAUCAUCCUCUGCCUCUGGAUCUGGAUCGGGUGCUCAUGUCUCUGCUGCUGGAUCGCCCAGCAGAAAGCCGUCGCGUAAGAGUCCUAUUGCGGCCAAGAAUGCAGAGACCAAGGUCCGCAAGCAGAGCACCGGUGGUAAAGACGGUAGUGGCAACGGCGAGAAGAAGAUCGGUAAGCGGAAGGGCCCGCUCCGGCCUGACCAGCGGAAACAGGCCAGCGAGAUCCGCAAACUCAGAGCCUGUCUCCGCUGCAAGUUUCUCAAGAAGACAUGCGACAAAGGAGAGCCGUGUACGGGCUGCCAGCCAUCGCAUGCCCGGCUCUGGCAGGUCCCCUGCACCCGCAUCGACAUCAAAGAGAUCGGCUACUUCAUGAAAGACUGGAAGGCCGACUACGAGCGUCAUGUGACCCUGGGCUUCUCCGUCGGCAACAUCACCGGCUUCUCCGACCAGGAACGCACCCUCUUCAUCACCCACGGCUACGGCCAGGUGCUUCCAGUCAAGGCCCGCGAGGUCUACGUCCACGAUGAAGAGUGCUUCAACCUCGACUGGGUCGAGACCAUGAGCCGCCCGGCAAACCACUACGACCUCAAGACCGCCAAGCUCUCCGCCGGCAUGGAAGGCAUCUCCACCGCCAUGCUCUCAGACUACCUCGACCGCCACAUCGACGGCAACGGCAGCUACGAGGGUUUCGUCGACGAGUACUUCGCCGGCACCCCCUUUCUCACCCAGAUGCUCAAGACCGCCUACCGCUUCUACUUCCGCACCAAGCUGCCUGUCAUCCGCAAGGCCCUCAAGCUCACCCUCGCCUACAACCUCACCAUGCACGUCACCAUGGUCGAGGGACUCGGCGAGCUCGAAGAAGAAGCCUUCUCGGGCAAAGUAGAGGACUCUGACAGCCACUACAGAGGCAAAGUCAUGGCUCCCGUCAUGAUAAACUUCCAGGUCAAGUGCGCCAUGGCAAACAUGUGGCGCGAGCUCCAAAAGGACGUUCUCGAGGAACUCUCCGCCCUCUACUCCAGCGUCUACAGCGGCGAAAAGCUCAAGAACUGGCCCAUCAUCUUCAUGCUCGCCACCAUCCUGCUCGCCGUCUGGGAAGAAAUGCAGUUCGACUGCCACUACCGCGUCCAGGACCCCGUCGCCGUCUCCAAAUUCUGCAACGACAUGGAGUCCAUCCCCGUCGGUGUCAUCGUAGGCUUGUUCCAGGCCAUCUCGCAGAAGCUGCCUGCCUUUACGGACUGGGACACCGCGCAGCACCAGCAGAUCUUCAACUUCAACUCGGACGUCUGUGCUGCCAUGACAGAGGUCCGUGGCCAUGUACGGCAGUACGAGUCCUAUCUGCGCAGCCGCAACGAGACAUCUGUCUUUGACCGGGAGGAUUUCGACUGCCUCUCGAACAAAUUC